UCAUUGCGACGCGAGAGGACAAGUAGAAACAACCAUCAUGCGCCCCAAGGCUACUACGAACAACUAUGUUAGCGCAGAAUACGUGCCUAAGCUUCUGCUACCUAGUCAAGAACCAGCGACUGUGCAAUCUUUAGGCAUCCGCUUUGAUCAGAAGAGCCAUGAGAGACCAUUUCAGAAAGCCGUAAUAAUCGAUAUUUAUGAUGGUUACCUCAAUCUGGGGGACCAGAUUAUCAUUCGUCUUGGUGAUCGAAGACUCGGUGCAAAGGGCACUCGUGCGCAGACAUUUGUUGAGUCGCGAUUUAAAUGGCGGUUCUAUAUUGAUCCCGUUGGGACGUCCGACGGGUACUAUCGCAUCGCAGCAAUCGACCUCACAGUGCUGCACAAUCUUGAUACCCCCAAAGUCCUCUUCGGAGACCUUCACGUCCAUUCUGAUGGCACAGUUGGCACAGGGUCCUCAGUCCACAAUUUCCCUUACGGACGUGAAAUCGCUGGCCUGGAUGUCCUAGGCUACACAGCAAACGACUUCCAAAUCACCAAAGAUCCCGCUGGGGGCGGCCACAACGUUGUCUUCCUGGAGGACCCAGCAACCCACCCCCCUGAAUUUCAAUUUGACUGCCAUGGUAAUGUGGCUAGGUCUUUUGAAGGACUCGAGAAUGGACCCAAGGAUCUCGUUCCUGGUGCUUGGCUGCUCGAUGAAGUGUACGCUACGUAUGCGCAUGCAGCGGACAGUCAUCUUCUGACCCCGCAUAAAUUGGCAGUACUUGGGAUCAAUUCAAGUGACUGCUUCGAGACACCGUCCGAGGGGGUUGGAAGUUGGGUGUUUGCUAAUUCUGACGAGCACCGUGGAAGAUGUGGCGGGGGUGUUCCUGGAACCGCUGUGUUUGGUACCCGGGGAGGGCUUACGGGGAUCUUGUCUUCGAGGCUCGAUAGAAAAAAUUUUGCACAAGCUUUGCGGGAGAGACAUACCUUUGUUACUACAGGACAGUGUUUAGUUGGAUUGGUCUUAACGAAGAAUGGCACUGCAAUCCAGGGAGAUGAGAUUGAGCAUCUUGCCAACGAGCCGUUGGGAUUAGUUAAUCACUUCCUGGGUGAUAUAGGUUUCUCCUCAAUUGAAGCCUUCGAUGCUUCAGGUCAGAUCUGGCAGCGUCGGCUCUUGUCUGAAACAGACAAGGCACCCACACUUUUUAGAGUGGCCUGGGGCGGAGCCAGAUUGUCCGACCGCUACUGCGAAGCUAUCUGGACUGGCACGGUCGAAACGCAAAGCGCCAUUACCAGAGUGGUACCAUUUGGUGGUCUGGAAGAUAACCCCGAAGAUCAAGCGGUACAGAAAGACGCCCAAACUAUUUGCUUCCACAGCCAUACCAGCGGAGACGUGGAUGGUGUACAUGUAUACUUCGAUCCAACAGCCCUACCAUCCCAAACCUCGAUCAGAGGUACCAUCGGCGGCUAUGUCAAAGUUGGUGAUGCUUUGACUGGAAAUCCGCAUAAACCACAGCCAAACUUCCAGCUUGAAGCAUCGUGGGAUGAGGUCGUCCCACCUGGUGGGAAGUCGAUUGGGAUGCUGGGCGGGUGCGAGUUGUUCGUUCGUGUGAAAGCUAUUCCAGAGAUCUCUCUUCCACGGAGAAUUCAGUGAAGUACUUCAUUUAUUACAGAGCGUGAUGAGGAGCGUGCUAUCUAUUUUGGGCGGGAAUGGAGUGGAGAAAAAGUUGUG
Aspergillus ruber CBS 135680 is the source of this 1711-nucleotide messenger RNA. RefSeq lists its product as uncharacterized. The transcript is spliced from 5 exons. NCBI's taxonomy places the organism in Eukaryota, Fungi, Ascomycota, Eurotiomycetes, Eurotiales, Aspergillaceae. Bases 38 to 1633 code for a protein of 531 amino acids. The record is from RefSeq and is a predicted model, not a curated record.